UCUGUGUUAUUAAAAUGACCAAGUAUUGUAGAGAAAUGCUAAAUAAAUACACAAGACUGGAGGAUGUUUAUGCAGGAGAUCCACUUCUCAGGAAAUCUGUCGGUCUAGCUGUGAGUCUAUAAAAGGGAGGUGCAGUGAACAUGGAGCUCACAAACCGGAGAAGAAUACACCAAGCAGGGGUCAAGUCUUCAAAUCUGAGGAGAGAAAACCACUGUAAAAACACAAGGCUUUGCUUCAGUCUGACACUCCAGAGAUACGGGGAUUCACCAGAUCCUGUUUGAAGAUCACUGUCUACCAUUUAAGACAAGGAUGAAUACCACUAUCCAGUGCAUCAUUCUCCUGGCUUGCACUGCCAUUUGCACUUCAGCAACUAUCAAGCGCUGCCAUUGUGUAAAAACCAUAAGUAAGGUAAAUCCCUCUCUCAUCACUGAUGUCAAGGAGAUUGAUCCUCUUCCAUAUUGCAACAAGAAAGAAGUCAUUGUCACACUGAGAGAUAACAGCCAAAGGUGUCUUGACCCCAAUGGAAAAUUCACCAAAGGAUAUCUGCAAUGGAAGAGGGCACCCCGUGUUGAGAAGAUAAAAACCACCAGCCCAGAAACAGCCACAGUGUCAGCCACUGCAGUGCAAACAUCAUCAUAAUUGCUUGUAUUUAUCAUCCUUGCAAUUAAAAUGAGGUAUCAACUUGUAAGAAGAAAGAUCAUCAUACCUUUCCAAAGUAAGGGUAUGGUUGGUGUAGUGCCUGCUUGUUUCAAGAAAAUAAGAACGUACAUUAUUGAAACAAGUGAAAUUGUUUCACUUCACUUGGUAUGAGGUUUGCACAUUGGCAGCUAAAACAUGACAGCAGCCAUUACUGAGCAUUAACAAGGUACAUGUAUGAGGAUUAAUUUUGGUGGGAUGGGAAACUGUUCUCCCAGCUUGCGAUUUAUGCACGCUGACGAGACUGACAUAUUUCCAUAUUAAAAUACUGCCUUAAGAUUGAAUCCAUGUUUUUUUCUGUGGUAGUAUUAUAUGUGUGUCCUCAUUGCUGAGCUCUUAUUCGCUACAUCUUUAGGCACAUUAUAACAGUCUGUAAAAGCAUUGUUUGUGAUGUAAUUCAAGGUGCCAGAUAAUAAUGUGAAUGUCAUUACCUUUUUUGUAUUUUAGAAAUGACUUUAAAUGUGAACUGUUUUUUCUAUAAUGUUUUAUUACAAACAAACAUAUAUUUUGAGUGUAUAUAUCUAUAUAUGUGUUCUGUGUUUGUUUUUUAAAGAUUGAAAUAAUGUCUGAAGUGGGGCUUUUGCUCAAAACAUCACAAGGUGGUACACUAAUAAAUCACAGGAGCAUUA
This is a messenger RNA of Micropterus dolomieu (smallmouth bass), 1325 nucleotides long. RefSeq names its product permeability factor 2-like. The transcript has 4 exons. Bases 310 to 639 code for a protein of 109 amino acids. Gene Ontology annotation, cellular component: extracellular region. Gene Ontology annotation, molecular function: chemokine activity; CXCR chemokine receptor binding. Gene Ontology annotation, biological process: neutrophil chemotaxis; cellular response to lipopolysaccharide; chemokine-mediated signaling pathway. NCBI's taxonomy places the organism in Eukaryota, Metazoa, Chordata, Actinopteri, Centrarchiformes, Centrarchidae. The record is from RefSeq and is a predicted model, not a curated record.